Molecule: messenger RNA, 1409 nt
Organism: Tachyglossus aculeatus (Australian echidna)
Lineage: Eukaryota; Metazoa; Chordata; Mammalia; Monotremata; Tachyglossidae
Gene: SPMIP7
Product: spermatogenesis associated 48
Exons: 9
Coding region: 185-1366 (393 amino acids)
Source: RefSeq, a predicted model, not a curated record
ACUAGCUCCUUGUUUUGUUGAGAAACUCCUUUAUUUAUGAACUAAACUAUCUUUUGGGCAUUUUGAUGUUUGUUUUUUAACCAAACGCGUCUCCUAAAUGACCUCUAGCCUCAUUUUGUAAGAUGAGAUGCUAAAGAGUUUUAGCUGGAAGGAUCUCUUCCAUUUCCAGUGAUCUCAAACUGCGAUGCAGGAAAACAUUACAGAUCCCCAACUGCCGUGUUUACUUACCCCUCCGACUGCGGAUUCUGCCCCAGCCAAAAAGCCCUUCCUGAAGAUGGAUAAACCUCACCACCACAGGCUCUUAAAGAAAAUGAACAUGCCUUUCGUACAGGACCCCGAAAACCGACACAACUAUGGCAGCUUCGAAGAGAAGGGCAGUACGGCUUUUCUGAAAUUCCACCCUCAUCCAUCUCCUUCCACCCAACAGUCUCCUUUAGCCCCGCACAGGGAUGACAGUCCUUUAGGCGACCCUUGCUCGGGAUCCUUGAGUGCAGGGGGCCGGGCCGAAUUGGAGGCCGAAGUCGAAAGGACCGUCCCGACCCGCAGGGAACUCAGUGAGCCGAAACCUCAGCUCUUCAUCCCUCCGCCAGACGACGGUCUUCAGCAAGUCGGAAGGGAAGCAAAACUGAUGGAAGAGCUGAAGCGGAGCAGACUCUGGAAUUCCAGGGCGGUAUCAGAUGCCGCUCUCAGGGCCAGGCUUGGAGGUUGGACAAGUUCAUCAAGAGUAACACCUGCUCCUGGUAGACAUGAGGAUAGUGUAUUCACAAAUAAAAAAUUAUUUAAAAGAGAUCUGGCUCUUGAGGACUCAGAUGAACUUUCUUCUGUGGAUCAAGCUGCAGACAGAGCAAGGGACUUUGUUUACAAGUCUUCCACACAAAAAAGUUAUGAAGCUGUCCCAUGGGAUAAGAUUCUGCUUCCAAAACUGACACCACCCGUUUCAACAGUAGAAAAGAAGGCCGAUCCUGUCUCUCAAUGUUUCACCCUAAGAAGAUAUGAACAGAUGCCAGAAAUAAGCCAAAUUGUUGGGGGCCUUUGGGAUCGAUUUCAAACAAGACGCUUCACAUCAGCAGCUAAACCCAUUAAUUUUGUGAGCCCAAGUUCCCGAACGCAGUAUAUCCCUCUUUACACGGGCUGUAUUGAGUCAAUGUCUGCAGAUGACAUAGACAACCCUUAUGGAGAUAUUUCGUCUUUGGGCAAGCCUAGAUCUUCCAAACCUCGUUUUACAACUACAAGCUACACUCCACAUAUUCCUGGAUAUAUGGGGAAGGUUCAUUUCACAGCCACCCACCCAGAAAAUUCUAAUCUUCCGUCAACAACCCCAUCAACAAUUCCAGAACGGCAUCAAGAGGCUCUGGAAAGAGAAUGAAGAAGCAAAUGGACAUGACAUGUGAACCAAAGGAAAAGCAGCC